This is a messenger RNA of Puma concolor (puma), 1993 nucleotides long. The record is from RefSeq and is a predicted model, not a curated record. Lineage: Eukaryota; Metazoa; Chordata; Mammalia; Carnivora; Felidae.
AUGGUCCUGAAGCAUGAGAACCAGCAUUACUGGGUGAAAGCUGGUGGAAUGCGCAUUGUGCAGAAGCACCCGCAUUCGGGAGACACCAAAGAAGAGAAAGACAAGGACGACCAGGGAUGGGAGAGUCCCAGCCCACCCAAACCGACCGUGUUCAUCUCCGGUGUGAUCGCCCGGGGCGACAAAGACUUCCCACCGGCGGCCGCCCAGGUGGCUCACCAGAAGCCCCACGCCUCCAUGGACAAGCACCCCUCCCCGAGAACCCAGCACAUCCAGCAGCCUCGCAAGUGAACGGCGAGGCCCCAGCGCCCCCACCAGCAGUGCCUCGAUAUCCCGACCUUUGGUAUCUCCCCGGCAGAGACAAUUGGCGUUUUCUUCAACCCGCUGCUCCCCUGGGAAAUCUAAGACAAAGUGAAGCGCCCCGUCCUUUGCCUUAAAUUUCCGUGUCUGACACUAGAAAGGAUCUGACCCCAAACCUCGUUUGCAGGGAGUCCUGGUUGAUGUCGUUUGAGGGUCAGCGUGCCCCUGUACGUGCCUUUAGCAGAACUUGCCGAGACCUAAGUGAAGUGUUCAAAGCCCAGCUUUACUUGUACGUCAGCAGUCAUCGAGGGCGCAGGUUUGGGAGGACGAGAUUAAGGCUGGAGGGAAAGUGGACCAUUUCAUGCUUUUUAGUAACAGGACAACGCGUCUUAACACCUAGGGGACGCAUUUCAGAAUCACAGGGGCGCGUUUCAGAAAGGCAGGGCAAGGCAGGCUUUUGAAAGUGGCACCAGCGUUACUGAAUUCUCCUUCCCGUGUGACAGGGGGUCGCUGUAGGGGGACACCAGGUACUCCUGGGAAAAGCCAAAGAGAAGCUCCCGUCUUUGAAAUGGCUUUUUAAUCCCAGGAGCCACCUUCUGGAGAAGGAGAUCGUAGACCGUCUGUGCAAAGGGAACAGCUCCAGAAUGAGAUCUCCGUGUGCGUCCCAAACCCGGCACGGCCCCGAUCCAGACCGCCUCCAGCGGGGCAAUCAGGCAAACCCGCGUUUCUCGUCAUCCCCUCUAGAGCCGCUUUUGAGUUCUAGAAGUGACCACGGACCGGUGGAGGAGUAGACGUAAAGCUAGUUCUGGAACACCAAAGCAAGAGCGUUGUGGAAAGAGCAGAUGAAACUCUGCCUAGAAGAAGGUAGAAACACCGUGUUCCACGUGAGCUAGAAAACACCUGUCAGUCCCACUGCCCUGAGUUUCUUCUGCCCGCGUGCGGUUUGCCGGGCCCGUUCACCUGCGCGAGCCGGACGGUCCUACUCUUGCAGCCCGUCCUUCCUGCCCGGAGCGGCCCUGGACGGCUCUUGGGCUCACGGCGGUCGAGUGCUUUAUUGUUCCGAAAAGCCAAAGGGCCGGUCCACUCGGAUGCUGUGCCGUCCGGGCCCUGACCGACCACCGCCGACGGCCGUGUUUGCCGGAGGCCAGCGCCGCCGGCCGCCCGAUGCCCUUACCAAAGCCGCACCUGCCAGCUGGGAACCGUGACCUCAUCAGACCCGCCCCUCGCCCUUCCCCGAGGGGGGAGCCCAACGCUGCUUCACCUUCUAAAGGCAGGUUUGCUUUCUCUGCUCGCUGAUUUGCUGAGGGCCAGCGAAUAACCCUCAAGGUGCCCUGUCAUCACAUCUAGUAUUUCUUAGCCGCGGAGAUGUUGGUAUCAUCGGGCUUGCAGGGCUGCAGACUGGGGGGGAGGGCGGUGGGGGGGGGGCUGGCUGGUGGGGGGGGCAUAUGUCGCAGAGCACAGUAAGCAGCCACCUCCCAGGGCUGGGUCCGGCCUGGGCGGACCAUUGUACCGUCUGCUACAGAAAUUAAGACGCAUCCUUUUCCUUGAUACUUUCUAGUUUUGCGGCCCCGGGUGCCGGGCUGUUUCCCAAGGUGCAUUUUUUUCUCGUGUACUUUUAGCUACUUCUGUCAUGUAGCCCUGGGCUCUAAAUCAUUAAACGCAAAAUAUUUUCCUGAAUGAGUUCAAUUGUUAACCU